Molecule: messenger RNA, 595 nt
Organism: Trichobilharzia regenti
Lineage: Eukaryota; Metazoa; Platyhelminthes; Trematoda; Strigeidida; Schistosomatidae
Source: the annotation of a GenBank genome assembly
AGCAAACAACCAUGAAUUGAUCGUUCAAUCUUCAACUGCAUUGGUAGCGUCAGACAGUGGGAAAUGAGAAGACAGGAAUAUCCUGCAUUGACGUGAAGAACUUAGAAGUCCUGGACUCUGCGCGUGGAUGAUUUAUGUUUGAUGUCACAAAAUCGAAAACUUACAAGCGAAAACCAACAAACUGGUCGAUGAAGCAGCUGGCGAAGACAGGACUCCAGAUGAAUGUAGACAAGAUGAAAGUUAUGAAUGUAACCAACCAACCAACAACAACAUCCAGCGCCAAUCACCAUCAAUGGGAGGGAUUUGAAAUAGAUUACUUCAUCCACUUAUCUAGGGAGCACUGUCUCAACUCUAGGCAGUCGGAACAGACGAGGAUGUCAAAUCGAGGGAGAAUCGGGAAGGCGAGCGAGAAACACGUUGUUCAUCAACCUGAAACCGAUCUGGGAAUCUUUGUCACUCAGCCAGCAUGGCGAGUUGUAGUGUAUGCAUGAUUGUGAAGGAAAUAUGGAACGCUUCACUAUUUUGCGUGUCAUAAUAAUAAUAAUAAUAAUAAUAAUAAUAAUAAUAAAUUUUUGCUUUAUUCCAAAAACAGUAC